Messenger RNA from Coccidioides immitis RS, 536 nucleotides. RefSeq lists its product as uncharacterized. The transcript has 2 exons. Bases 1 to 417 code for a protein of 138 amino acids. Lineage: Eukaryota; Fungi; Ascomycota; Eurotiomycetes; Onygenales; Onygenaceae. The record is from RefSeq and is a predicted model, not a curated record.
AUGGCUGCAAUCCAGUCCCCAGAUCCUGAGCCAGGCUCUUCUGAAAUCAAUUCUAACACAGGAUGCCAGCAGGACAAGACUAUAAUCAGACUUGACAACAGCUCAACAGAGAUAAUCAACACAGACAUUGUUAAGCAAGCAGCAGCAGAUUUCUGGGAACAUGGAGAAUGGAUUAAGGAACAGUUCUGCAAGCAGCAUCAAAGAAACAAAUUUCUUGCUUGUAGCCCUAGUUCUUUCUGGGUGUUCCCAUCUCAGUUUGACGCAGAUGAUGCUGAAUAUUUUCUGGCAUUCUCCUUUGGAACACGCAGAAAGUGUCUCAGGCAAGUAGAUUGCCAAGUUGAAGACCUUCUAGAGCAUAUUGAAUGUGUGGAGAAAAGAGGCUACCAUGAUGAGCUUGGUGUUUGUACACCAGUUUGAAGCAUUCAGCAAUGCCUCCGCCAGAUGGGUUGACUGGGGGUGAGCCUUGUUUUUUGCGACUGUUGAAAGUGCAUACAUCUUGCUGUAUAUUUCUCCAGUGUAUUCAUCAUCCAAGUUAU